This is a messenger RNA of Melanaphis sacchari, 2070 nucleotides long. Its product is annotated as myogenesis-regulating glycosidase-like. Bases 137 to 2029 code for a protein of 630 amino acids. The transcript has 8 exons. NCBI's taxonomy places the organism in Eukaryota, Metazoa, Arthropoda, Insecta, Hemiptera, Aphididae. Gene Ontology annotation, biological process: carbohydrate metabolic process. The record is from RefSeq and is a predicted model, not a curated record. Gene Ontology annotation, molecular function: hydrolase activity, hydrolyzing O-glycosyl compounds.
UCAAUUAGAUACCUACCUACUUAUUACCAAAAAAAAUUUUGCUAUAAAAUACAAAGCUAGGUAUAGCAGCUAUCUACUAUAAUUUAUUCAAUGGCCAGAGAACCUGUAUAUUACGUUACUAUACAUACGGAGAAAUAUGACUAAGUUAUUUGUUUUUUAUUUGAUUACAUUGGCAUUUUUGUCAAAGUGCUUGGCGUCAAACAAUAUUAUUUUGUACUUAGACAGCGAGAACAAAUUGCAAGGGGAACAUGGAAAAACAACCACCGAAAAGAGCCUUAAGCUUAACUUCUAUGAAGAUUGUAUUGAUAAAGUUCUAAGUAAUUGUACAUCCAAGACAAAAGAUAACGUAUAUUAUUUACGUUACUUUUCACAAUCAAACAAGCAAGAAUGUAAGAAUUUCGAGCAUGUAGCACAAUCGACGAACAAUGUAUUGCAAUUUUGUAUCGAUAUGGAGAACAGUUCUUGGUAUGGUGGUGCCGAAACGACUUUUCAACAUUGGCCACUGAAUAAACUCAACUGGACGGAUAUACCAUAUUUGACUAGAGAAUUAGGCAGCCAAGCAAUUGCCGAGUCUUAUUUCUUUAAUUCUGAUGGAUUUUAUAUUCAUAUUGACGAGUCGGUUGCUCUAUUUGUAGAUAUAAAUGGUCCACGACCAGGUCAAAUGUGUUUUACAGCUAAAGUUGUUGCUCCAUAUAGAAAAGUUAGAAACAUUAUGCAAUACCAAAUAUGCAAAUACAAAAACCCUCGAGAAGCACACGAAAGGGCUAUUAAAGAUAUAUUAGGUAUGCCUACAUCUAUACCUGACCCAUAUAUAAUAAAAUAUCCAAUUUGGUCUACAUGGGCAAGAUAUAAAGUUGAUGUUAACACGUCCUCUGUCCAAAAUUUUGCUCAAGAAAUAAUCGAUCAUGGAUUUCCUAGAGGUACACUUGAAAUCGAUGACAAAUGGGAGACAUGUUAUGGUAGUUCAGAAUUUAAUACAUCUAGAUUUGAGAACAUAACAAAACUCAUUACAGACCUAAAAUUAAAUGGUUUCAAGACUUCUUUGUGGACUCAUCCGUUCAUAAAUUUGGAAUGUCCUCGUCAUGAUAUCGCCAAAACCAAGGGAUAUUUUGUGAAAAGUACAUCAAAUAAAAUAAAUACUACAUGGUGGAAUGGAAUUGGAUCUUAUAUAGACUUCACAAAUCCUGAAGCAGCUGCAUGGUGGUCUAAUGCUCUUCGUAAUUUACUUGCAAUAUCUGGAAUUGAUACAUUCAAGUUCGACGCAGGAGAAAGUAGUUGGAGUCCACAGCUUCCAAUAUUUCACGAUAAUAAUCUGACUUACUAUCCUGAUAAUAUCGUAAACGCUUAUCUUAAAACGAUUACAUCUUUUGGAAAUGGUAUUGAGUACAGAGUAUCCAGAAGAAGUCAAAGAUUCGGUCGUCUUUUAAGAAUGAUGGAUCGUAAUUCUCGAUGGGAUUUUCAACUUGGACUACCUACAUUAAUAACAUGUUUGAUACAGUUGAAUAUGAUCGGAUAUCCGUUUGUUUUACCUGAUAUGAUUGGUGGAAAUGGCUACGAUAACUUGCCACCUUCCAAAGAGAUGUAUAUUAGAUGGAUGCAAGCAAAUGUAUUCAUGCCAGUUGUACAGUUUUCAUAUACACCUUGGGAUUUUAAUCAACAGACAGUUGAUAUAUGCAGAAAUUUAAUCAAUAUUCGUGCUAAUUAUACAGACACUAUUAUUGAACUGAUGAGAAGUAGUGUAAGUAAGGGUGCUCCGUUAAAUCCUCCUGUCUGGUGGAUCGACCCCACGGAUCCAGUUGCACAAGUAAUCGCUGAUGAAUAUCUUUUAGGUGAAAAUAUCCUUGUUGCUCCAGUGAUUGUCAAGGGUGCUAAAUUCCGAGAUAUCUAUUUACCUUCUGGGUUAUGGAGAGACGAAAACCAUCCGAAUUCACAUUUAAUUACUGGUAGAAAGUGGUUACGGAAUUACCCUGCCAAGCUUGAUAUUCUUCCAUGGUUUACCAGAGUUUCACCGGGUCACCAUACGUUCUAAUGAAUUUUUUGAAAUUUUACUUUUAAAUACAUUUUUAUUAA